AGCGAUCUAAGCGCUAGGUUCGAUGAGCAAUGGCGUCUGUGCACAAGUUUCCUGAUUUCGCCGUAAUAUGCUCCUUUUUGGAGCGUUAUGGCGAAAUGUUGCAGCUUCCCGACCUCACAAUACCUGAAUUACAAGAAGCUAUAGAAGAAACAAAAUGUGAAGUUCCCAUUUUAAAAGAGAUGAUCAUCAAGCUGAUGCGUCGUCUGAUAAAAAAUGUGAACGCUGAUAAAUGGGAAAGACAUUUAGUCAAGAUAAGUCGUUAUUAUUCUGGUAUGGCAGCGUGGGAAGUGGAUACCCUUGGAUAUACUCAGAGUAAAACUGAAACAAAACUAGGUCUCCUAAAGUUUCUUUGUGAUAGUCAGUUUGACGAACCCAAGACCAAAUUCAAGCUUGCUGUGAAUGAGUUAGAACCAGAGACCUUGCGUAUACAGCCCAUUGGAAGAGAUAAAAUGGGACUCGUCUACUGGUUCCAAAAGGAUCAUGAUGCUAACAUCAGGGUCUACAGGGAGGAACAAGAUGAUAUCGACAACUCAACUUGGCAGAUGGUUUCACAGGACCGAGAUGAUCUUGCUGGGCUACUGGCAGUGCUCAAAAAAGGAACCAAUAAACUCAGCUCAUUAGACCUCAAGACAGAUGAUUCCGAGUCGACCACAACAUCCCUCACAAACGAAGAGGAGACGGAUCUCGACAUCAAGGAAGAAAUUGCCAAGCUUCGCCUGAAAGUGACCUUCAAGAGAGAAACCGACUCCAAUGGUGUUGAAAUGGAACCCACCAUAGAGGCUGAAUUGAAAACGGAAGCGGAUGUGAAGGCGGAGACAUCAAGUUCCUCAGUGAAAGAUGAGCCAAUGGAUAGCGCGGAUGGAGGGAAAGGAGAAGGAAUGAAAGAAGAACCAAUUGAACCUUGUGAUUUUAAGGAGAAUAUAUCUGAAGUGAAGACUGAAAUGGAGACAGAGAAUUCAACAUUAGACGAUAUUAAGAUCAAAGCUGAAGAUAUUAAGGUCAAAGCUGAAGACGUUAAGACCAAAGCGGAAGAAGCAGUAGCUGGUGAUGACAUGGUAGAUGUAAAAACAGAAGAGUUGAAUCCCACACAGGAACUAGCCCCCUCAAGAGGGUCAGUAAUUGUGAAAGUUGAAGAUCAUGUCAAAGGUUACACCCCAGUUCCAACACAGACUGCUGCAGAGAAUGAAGCAGCGGUCACAGAAGGUGAUUUUGACAAGGAGGAUGGUGGUGAGAAGACUGUUUCUGGAGAGAGCAGGUCGAAAGAACCUACAGAAUCGUGUACGAUUCAAUCAACUGAUCAAUCAAGGGUAUGUGAUAAAAUGGGAAGUAGUGAGACGGAACAAUCAAAAGACGUAAGCAGUGAAAGGAAAAUAGAUGAGCUGAAGGAUAGUCCUGAGACCUGUCCAACCUCUGCAACUGUUUCUGAGCUAAAGGAGUCUGUGGAAGUCACUGGAAGGGCACCCAGACCAGCAUCUGCUCCCGACCUGACAUCAUCCAGUGCUCCUGCGGUGACCGUCACACCUGCUAAAGCCCUUGCAGCAGAAUCAACGGCAUCCUUGUCCACGCCAUCUCUGAUUCCUAGCCAAGCAUCUCCGAGGGCCCGGACGCCCACCACGAGCAUGUUCAUGAGACCGUGGGAAACCACACCUACUCAGCUAGAGAAAGAAAAAGAGAAGGAAAAGGAGAAGAAUGAAAAAGAGGUGGAGGGAAUAUCGAUAGAUUCGGUUCAGAAAGAAGGAACUGGUGCAGAAAUGCAGCCGAAACUUGGAUUAGAAAAGACAGGCAGCACAGAUGGACAAACACUACUGAAACCAGAAGGUGAAGGAUCCAAGGACAUAGAACACGAAGCUGGGGAUGGCAAUUCUCUUGCUGAGAUAAAGAAUUCAGAAGAUGUUUCGAAACCUGAUGAGAACAACUCAGUAUCACAAAAGACUGUUCAGGUCACAGAGACAAGCAAUGAGCAAGAAGACGGUUCAGCAAGGGCAGAAACUUCAGAAAAUUCAACUUUGUCAGAUACAAAAGAGAAUACGGAUAUUCCUAAGGAUGUUGCAGAUAAGAAUGAAGAAGCUGAAUCCGAGCCAGAUCGGGAGGCACAGGAAACCAAAGGUGCUGUCUUGAAGGAGGAUGAUACUGCUCCUGAAGCAUCUGUAGAGAGAGCAGAUGGUGACGAAUCAAGGGAAAGGGAGGAUAAGCAAGUGGAAGAUGGGGAAAGAGAAGAAGAAAAACAUGAGCAGAUAGAGGCUAAUGACAAACUUGCCACAAGUGAACUAGAUGAAAAUCAAUUGAAAGGAGACUGUAAAGAGCCUGAUAUUGUGAUUUGUGUAGAGGGGGGAAGCAAGACUGUUGGUGCGGAAGAAACUGAUCCAAAAGACCGGACAGAUGGGAAGGAAGCAAAAGUAGAUCAAAAAGAAAAGGAGUCCAAAGCUGAGGAGGUCACAACGGACAAGCCUGGGUCAGCAGAGAUAGAAGAGCCUGAUGAAGAAGGCACAAAGGAGGAACCGGAAGGCAUUGCGAAGAACCAUCAGGAGAAGAGUGAUGAAGAUGGGAAAGAAGAAGGGCAGGACACAAAGGAGGAUAAUGAGAAGGAAAGUACAGAAAGAGAGGAAUCUGCUGCGGUUCGGGGGUCUCGUUCUCUGAGACCUCUGAGACCUAGAAGAACUAAACAAAAAGAGGAACCCGAGGUCAUCAAACCCAAACCAGCUCCGAGGAAGAGAGGGAGGCCAAAAAAGAAGCUCGAAGCUUCAAGUCAAGAUGAGAAGACAAGUCAGGAUGAAGGUUUCAGCCAGGAAGACGAGGAAGAGAAAAAACAAAAAAAGAAAAGUGUUCCAGAAGAAUUAAUGGAAGAAGAAGAUGAAGAGGACGAGGAAGAAAGUGAAGAUGACGAUGACGACGAUGAUGAUGACGACGAUGAUUACGGGAAAAGGAAAGCCCCCCAAAAGAAAGGGGUGAGGACCGCCAAGAAGAAACGGAAGAAGAAAAGAAUGCGGUAUACCCCAAGAAGGAAAGCAUCGCAGAAAGCUGUUAACAAGAUAGUACAAAUGGAGAACGAUGAGGAAGGUGGAGGUGUAGGGAAGAAGAAGUCAAUGAAGGAUGAUGAUAGCGACUGGAUCUCGGAAGAAAAUGAUGACACCCCUUGCUGUAAAUGUGGACUGUACAAUCAUCCCAGAUGGAUUCUGUUGUGCGAUAAGUGUGACUCUGGUUUUCAUACGGCUUGUCUACGUCCACCUCUCAUGGCUAUUCCAGAUGGUAAUUGGUAUUGCCCCAAAUGUGAACAUGAGGAGCUGAUCGUUAAUCUCGCUGCUAAGCUGGAAGAUCUAGAUGCUGACUUGAAAAAGAAGGACAGGAUAGCUAGAAGAGAUGAACGAAAACUGAAAUAUAAAUACACUGAUGUGUGUGCCGUCAAUAUAUUGCCAGAGGAAACAAUGAUAGUUGCGAAGAAGAUGAGGAGAGGUGAAAAGAGGCGGUCACGGCAUGAUGACUAUGAAGAAGAAGAGGAGGAAGAGGAAGGAGAAGAUGGUGUUGAAUACGAGGAGCGACGCAAACACAGAUCCCACGGCUCACGAUCCCGUCGAUCACACAGCUCACGAAGCAGACGAUCGAGAAAGUCCAGACACCAUCGAUCUCACAGAAGCAGACCUCGCCGAUCUCGGCAAGACGACAUUGUGCCGGACUAUGAAGAUGAUUAUGAGGUCGUGAGUCGAAGGUCACAAAGGUCACGUAAGACCAUAGACUAUAGCUUCAAUGACUUUGACUCGGCCAUCAAAUCAGCCAUUGAUGAGGAGGUGGAGGAACACAAAAAAGCAGCAGAGGUCGAGUACAAGUCAAGGUGGGGCGUGAGCCGGGGGAAGGACAUGUCGACCAUCAUGGGGGCAGAGGAGGAAGAAGAAGAAGAAGAAGAAGAGAAGAGAAGCGAAGAGGAGGAAGAGGAUGAAAGGGGGAGAAGACAAGAUAGGAGAGGAAAGAAGAAGAGAAGACUCAAUGAUCUAGAGUGGUCCAGUGAGGACGAGAACAGUGAAGACUUCAAAGUUGAAAGUGAAAACGAGAGCGAGUCCGCUGCAGAGGGCAGUAAUUACUCAGGUGCAAGCGACGACAGCUUCUUGGGCUCGAGACGGCGAUCAUCAAGACGGCGUGGACGAUCAAAGAGAAAUCGUCGCUAUGCCAACAUGCCGAGAAGAAAGAGCGAGAGGGGUCGGAAGAGAGUGAGAUAUUACAGCUCUGCGGAGGAUGACGAAGGCAGUUAUUACUCAGGAAGCUCAUCUGGAAGUUUCUCUGGGAGUGGUUCUUCUGAGGAUGACGAAUGGACAUCGGGUGGAAGACGAAAAGCUGCUGCGAAAAUAAUCUCGUAUCGAGAGUACUCCAGCGAUGAAGCUAAAUCAAAGAAAAGAAAAAAGGCAGUUCGUACGCCAACACCCUCCCCAUCAUCCUCUUCGGACAAUGAAGACUACACCCAACGGAAAAGAAAAUUCCGCAUUGAUAGCGACGAUGAGGAUGAAGAUGAAGAAGGGGAAGAGAAGACGAAGUCGAAGCAAAGGAUCGAAAGCGAUAGCAACGACAGUGACAUUGGAAAGAGGAAAAAGAAGAAGAAGAGCAUCGAGCUGCAGCGGUCGUCGCUGCGGAAGUUCUCCACGCGGAUUGAUUAUAAGAAAAUGGCGGGUGAGAGCACGGAAUCGGACGAAAACGAUAAAUCGGACGAAAACGAUAGCAGGAGCGAGCAAUAUCAGGACUCGAAUAAAGAGAACGAGGAUGAAUCGGGUGAGGAAAGCAGCGAGGAGGCUGUCAGCCAGAAAGUAAGAACUAAAAAACAACUUCCUCAGACCGGGAAGUCAUACAUUCCAACGACUGUCAAUGGUGAUAGCAGUACAGAAGAUGUCCAUGAUGGUGGUGCGACGGUUGGUCGGAGGGGUGCUAAUGGAGAGGGGGCUAUAGGGGGGCAGAAGGGUGCUAACGGUGGCACCGUGAACGGAGAGGAAGAAGAUGACCUUCUGCAGGUCACGGACUUGAUUGAGUAUGUCACCCAAGACAUUUGAGGUCAAAGGUCAAAGGCUGUAUCUGUUAAUCUGUAUAUAUGUAUUUUAGGUGGAUACACAAGUGUUAUUUUUGUUUUGUGUCUGCAUGUACAUGUCAGAUUGUAACUACUUUGUCGCAAUCAUGUUGGGUUUUUAGAUUGUGAGGCGGAAACGCCGAUAGACGAUUGAAAAUCAACACACGGCACUGCCAAUUAAUCAUGGUCUUAAAUAAUCAUUGUGAUUACGGAGAUAAUCUUCAAGAUUUUUUUUUUACCCAGGCAUGCUUUUGCUUGAUUCCGUACCCAUGGUGUGUGUAUAAGGUCUCUCUUAGCCCCCUUCAAAAAUGCAGAAGAGUGUGCAGUAUUUAAAAUGAGCAAUGGAUACGGGCAGUUCCUUACCAAGAAUAGUACAUCAUGUAGGGGUUUAAGAAAGCAUCUGUCAAAAGGUCCUUUAAAAGUGUUGCGCCAAAAUUGCCAAAGUAUUGUUAAUCCUAAAUUUCAUUUCACAAUUAACAUCUCAAUUUAUCAAAAGCUGCUUGUAAUUUUCCUUGAUUUACUGACAGCAAGGUAUGUGAUCAUGAGGAUGAACAUGAAUUUUAUACCAAUUUUUAGUGAAAGCUGCCAAUUUUUUUUAAAACGCUGUAUGAUCAAUUAUUAAUGAUAAUUUUGUCGUCUUGAACGUCCAAAUUCAUCUUUGCGAAUCUUUAUAUUACUACGUACAUGUAAAAAAAUUGAACCAAAAUCAUGAAUCCUCUUCAAAUUGUGCUGAGUUCAUUAUGAAAAUGAAAUUCAGAUCAACAGAUUACAUUGAAAUGCAAAGUGAAAUUAUUUUUCUCCCUUUAUGAUGUAUUAUCACUACUUAUUAUCUAUAACAUAGACAUGGUGGUGAGUGGUGAAGGAUCCCAAGUCACUAAUUGUGAUAACUGAGCAUUAUUAAGAUGUGUAAUUGUUGAGAAAUUAACAAAAUAAGAAUUGCAUUACUGCCCGUUACAUAACAAUUUUGGCAAAAAAAAAACUCCACUGGCAAAUAAACAAAAACUCUGGCAAACAAAAUUAUGCCAUUGAAACUUACACAUAAAAAAAAUCUGGAAAAAAAUUUGCCAGAGUAUUUCUUUUAUGCUACAGGCCCCUGGUCUUAUUCAUAAAGCUGUUCAUAAAUUAUGAGCGACUUAAUGAAAGACUGGUGCCCAUUUUGUGGGAACUAAAUCAAUGCCAAUGGAAAUCUUGUGUGUAUCUCUUUUGCCACACGAAAGGAUCACCACUAGUCGUUCAUAAAGUCGCUUGUAACUUGCAAACAACUUUAUGAAACACCCACCGGAGGUAAAUAAUACACUGUCUCACGCAUGCUCAUCUAUGUUGGCUAUCUUUAGGGUGAUUGUUUCAGGCUUUUUCAGCUUAGAUAUCAUGAUUUCAUAAAGUUAGGUUUAAUAUACAGAUCUACGAUGAUGUGAUGAUUGAACUUGAUUUUAAAGACUCAUUUGAAUUCAUUGUGUGCUGAAAUUUCACUGCUUAAGUUUAAAACAUUGGCUGAAAACAUUUUAAGGGAAAGUUCACCCUGACACAAAGUUUAUUGUAAAAAUAGCAGAAAAUUUAAUAAAAAAUACUGGCAAAGUUUUUAGGAAAAUCUAUCAAAGAAUGAAAAAGUAAUUAGAAUGUCAAUUAUUUGAUAUGUGAUGUCAUAUGUGAGCAGCUUUCCUACAUAUCGUAUGGUAAAAAGCCAAUGAAAUGUCAUUUUCACAGAAAAUUGAAAAUAGUUUUUAUUGUACCUUCAGUAUAUCAAUACGCAAAUGAUUUCACAACAGCUCCUAAAAAGAAAAUAAAAAAAUAAGUCAUCAUGAACCAUUGAAAAAUGACAUGUAUGCAUUUUAUAUUACAUGAUAUAUGGGGCAGCUGCUCGUUUAUGACGUCACAAAUAAAACACUUGAUAUUCUGAUAACUCUCUUAAUCUUUAAUGGAUUUUCCUCAAACCUUCACCAAUAUUUUGUAUUAUUUUUUCUGCUAUUUGUACAACAAAUUUUUUUUCAGGAUGAACUUCCCCUUAAAAAAAAUGUUUGUUUAAAUAGAAACAUUUUUUUCACUGCCAAUGUUUAGCUUGCUGUCUACCUAACAUGUUUGCCAGACAGCUUCGAUAGAGAACUUUUAAGCACCUUUCUGAGAAAUGAUAGGAAAGUGAUUGUUCCUUCCUGUUGGCUAGGAAUAAAAACCACUACAUUGGAAUAGGUCAAGAUAAUGGUUCAGUCAAUGUGGUUCCUUAUCUGGAAAUAGAAUGAGAUCAUGCGACCAAAAUAGCUUUUGCUCUGCACUCCUGGGUUUAUUUAGUUUUGAUUUGACUUCUAGGACUGCACAAUAUUAUACAUGUAGCGUGCUGAGUAUUCUGCAAUCGCGAGAUGUAAAAACCGCCAUGUGGCUAAUUGUCAGCGGUGAACAUUAUCAAUUUAGUGUUGAACUGGGGAAUUGUCAGUCACUAAGGAUUUCCAAGUUAAAUCGGCAACGUUCCCUUACCACUUUGUCCAGCUAAGAUUGCAGAUGCUAGCGUCAUCAAGCAUUGGGUCGGGAAAUCGCGUGUACCCGACCAUUUGAGAAAAGCGCCAUCUUAAUUCCCGAAAUGUCAGGUCCAGUUUACCCGAUGUUUUGUGAAAAUUAUUGUAAAAUACUUGAAUGGUCGGGUAAAGUGGACCCGACUUUUUGUGAAUUUAGGGUGCCCUUUUCUCGAUUGGUCGGGUAUACGCGAUUGCCCAGCCCAACGUGAUAUUAGAAAUUGGUUGAUUUUAAGUACGGUGAUGAAAUCUGGUGUUGGUGUUGCGACAACAUCAACACCAGCCACAACACAUUACUUGAAAUAAGGCUGGUGUUGGGAUUGACCUCGGAAAUAUGACCGUUCCGGCAGUUCUUGUUGAGCGCUGGUGUUGAAUGCCGUCUGCUGAACCGAGCAUCACAGCCGGUGUUGACGAUCUACAUGUAAUUUCCCCAACACCAACCCCCAGGGAUUGGGAAAAUCGUGAUUUCAAGUUCGGUGUUGGUGUUGGUCAUUUGAAGCCCACAAACGGGCGGCGAACAGGAUGAAACAUCCCUGUAAUGUAAAUAAGAUAUUUGCAGAUAAGACGAGUGCAAAUCAUCAGAGCCUGAUACAUUGUAAUGGGCAAUAAUAUUUACUCUUUCAGAAUCGUGAAGUUAUUUUAGCCUUUGCAUUCUGUACGAUGAGAUUUUAUUGCAAUUUCUCUCUGAUUUCACUUUCGUCAUUAAGAAGUUCUCACGUAAAGUUGAGGUGAUCAGCAGCGCAGAGGCAUUACGUCAUAAGCUAUCGAUAACGCGAUGGGCAUCGCUCCUCCGAGCCCAGCUCGGUGUUGGAACUCAGUUCAGGAGCCUUUUCACGCUCUCAACACCAGCACCGAACACCGAACUUGAAAUCACCCAAUGGGGAAAUCAAAUAUUGGUGAUGUUUUACUGAUCCUUUCCUCGGGACCCUGGUGAAUUGGAUUAGGGUUAAUGAAUGGUGUAGAGCAUUUUGAAUCAGAUUUCUAGGCAGGAAGAAAUGGAAACCUCAGUUGUUGCGAUAGAUUGAGCCACUGGCCCAUAUUCUGAAGUCGAAUAACUCUGUGUUGAAAUUAUUGGAAGCCAAAUAUAUCAAAAUUGCAUUUACACUAAAUAUUUUCUAUCUCUACUCGGCUCUCUCAUGUUUUAAUGACGAAGAGAGCUAUUUCAGUAAUUUUUCUCAAGCUGGUUGUGAAUGAUAUUGUCAAAUGAGCUGACAAAUUGAACUUGUACUGUUAGAGACACCUGUCACAAUUGGCUAUCCAUAGUUAAACUACAACUUUAGACCAGCGGCUAAAGUAAACCUGGGUUCAGAGUUCGGGCCGAUAUCAUAUCUAUUCUAAGUUUCAGUGUCACAAUAUUUUUUAUAUUAUCAUAUUGUGCAGUCUUAUUUUCCUCCCAAUUUUUUUUCAUAGUCCCACCUAUUCAUUUAUAUAUUUGUAUUUGAUUGAGUCCAAUUUUCAUUGAUAAAAAAUGUAUCAUUGUUAUGCAAUUAAUUUUAUUUUCAAAUGUCAAAUCAAUUUUGAAAUUGUUUGUCGACAAACCAAAUUAAUUGUUUUAGAUCAAAUAUUUGCAACUCAGAGUAUUCUUUUGCAUUGUAAAUGCAUGUUUUAGGCUGUUAAUGUUAUAUUACAUGGGCGGUUUGACCUAUGUAACAAUUUAAUUUCCUAGAAAUCUAAACAUCAGAUAUUAAAGUCUAGUGGUAGGCAAUGCAUCAAACUAGUAAUAAUUCACUUAAGCUGCAAUUUCCCCUACAGUAAGGCAAGUCAAAACAGCCGUUUUAUUCAUUUUUAUUCAAACCAUCUAUGUGUAGCUGGUACGAAAAAGGUUAAAAUGGCUGUUUUCGACUCGCCGUACAGCCGCAGUAGGGGAAAUGUGACUGGGGUAUUUCAUGAAUUCUUGUUAUAACAAAUGCAGUUUCUAUAAAAAGUUUACUAUCAGCUGAUCAAAUUGAAUUAUUUCAGUGCAUUGUGAAUUUCAAACCAGCAUAUUUCAGUAAAUUAUAACCUACACACAUUUCCUGUUAACUUAUAUAUAUAUAUUUUUUUUUUUUUUGAUUUUCACAUUUUUUAGUGGGGGGGUGUUCUUCUUGAGCAGUACUAAUACUUAAAAAAAAUGGUUUCUUUUUUGACACUUAGUAUUCAAGAUAUUCAUAACCUUGUUUAAACACGAUGGAACACAAAGUUUGACUGCAUAAAAAGACAAUUGAACAAAUCCAAAGCCGUACAUUUUGAAAAUAUGAAAAAUUAUCUUUAUUGUCUCACAAUUAGUUGCGAAGCAAAUUUCUUCAUAGUAUUGUUAACAAUUUGACUUUCUGUUGUGUUCCAAUGUUAUUGUUACCUUCUCUGAAUUUAAACUUCUUCUGCAAGAGUAGUCUAUUAACUUUGUAUUGUCCCUCAAUUCAAAUCAAUUUUCCUUAAUUGUUGUACAUAGUGUAUAUGAACAAGCUUUGUACAAACAUUUGCAGUAAAAUAUGGCUUUCAUUUUUGUUCUGAAAGAGAGAGAGAAAAAAAAUGACUGAACUAGCCAUUAAAAUGAACAUGUAUUAUGUAUAUUUAUGCAUUCAAA
Molecule: messenger RNA, 10105 nt
Organism: Lytechinus pictus (painted urchin)
Lineage: Eukaryota; Metazoa; Echinodermata; Echinoidea; Temnopleuroida; Toxopneustidae
Product: remodeling and spacing factor 1-like
Exons: 14
Coding region: 30-5027 (1665 amino acids)
Biological process (GO): negative regulation of DNA-templated transcription
Cellular component (GO): chromatin; RSF complex
Molecular function (GO): histone binding
Source: RefSeq, a predicted model, not a curated record